Arabis nemorensis is the source of this 894-nucleotide messenger RNA. The record is from the annotation of a GenBank genome assembly. Lineage: Eukaryota; Viridiplantae; Streptophyta; Magnoliopsida; Brassicales; Brassicaceae.
AUGGAUGGGGAUUGGGAGAUGGUUCAUGGCUCCGACACCGAAUCAACUGAUUCAAUCACAUCGGACAAGAUAUCGGAGAGUUCAAGCGUAAUCGACAACGGUUUGAUUCUCUCUGAUCAUUUCUCUGUCAUCGAAGCAUCUGGUGAGACCACUGAUCGGAGCGAAAACGGUGAUUCUUUCCGGAUCGGUUCGAGUGAUGUUUAUCGAUCGGACGAUGAUGGUGUCAGAAAUGAAUCAGGGUUUAAUGAUUUCUCUGGUGGGACUGAAAUUUCUGGCGAUGGUGGUGAGGUCAGGGAGAGUGAUUUUGAUGAGAAGCACCCCGAGAUCGAGGCUGUUGCUGAACUAGUUGGUGGAAUUGAGGAUGCAAGCAAGUGUUUGUCCGAAUCAGACGUCCUCGAAGAACCUAUUGAGGAUUCGAGCAAGUGUUUCUCUGAUUCUGAGGGAAAUGAACAGGUUUCUGGAGAUUCUGGGGUUGUGAAUGAUGAAGAGGAGAUUGCUUCUGAUGAUGGAGUUGUUGCAUCUACUACUGAGGACUCUCAGGGAAGUGGAGAGAAUAUUGUAAAUUGUGGUGAAGAGAGUAAAAGUAGAGAGACUGUGUGGUGGAAGAUGCCAUUUGUGCUUCUCAAGUACUCUGCAUUUAGGAUUGGUCCUGUUUGGUCUGUCUCUAUGGCUGCAGCUGUGAUGGGUUUUGUUCUCUUGGGUCGCAGGCUGUACAAUAUGAAAAAGAAAGCUCAAAGGUUCAAUCUUAGAGUUACAAUCGAUGAAAAGAAGGUGUCACGGGUGAUGAGUCAGGCAGCUCGACUCAAUGAAGUGUUCACUGAGGUAAGAAGGGUCCCUGUGAUCCGCCCUGCUCUGCCAUCUCCUGGCGCAUGGCCGGCUUUAAGCCUUAGAUGA